CACACGGCCUAGAGAGAAAAAGAAAAGGAAGGUUAAGAGAGAGGUCUACACAAGAUAUAACCAACAUUGUGUGAAUGAGUGUGUUGAAAUUUGCAUAUGCAUAUUUGUCGCUGGGUAAACGCGGCGUAAGAUGAUGAGCACCUUCGUCCUUUGUCUCUUCUUGUAAGGGCGAAUGGAAGUAGAACUCGAAAGCAGACGGUCGGAGAAGAGAGAUCGUUGAUGUCGGGGCUAGGGUUUCAAAUUCUAGCCCCCUGCCAUGGAUUCCGGCGAGUUGCUAGCAGAGAGAGCGUGACGGUCGGAGAAGAGAAAUCGUUGAUCAUUGAUGUAGGAGGAACAAAAACGGCAACAAUUAGGAAUAUACUCCUUCGACGUGAUCGGAGGAUUCCAAACUCCAACUGGCAACAGGGGAUUUCAAACUCCAGUUUAGAUUUGAACGGAGCUGGGGAGGACGCGACCGGCGAAGCUCUGUAUUUCGAUCGGGGGCCAGUUGACGACCACUCCAAUGACUCCGAUGCACGGCGUCCCUCCUCUACGCAACUAGUAACGAGGACGAAGGCCGUUGACUCUAGAGCUGUGACGAGCUCUGUCGAUGGCGUGACACUGCCGGCGACGAGCUCCGUCAGUGAGUUUUUCAGCGUCCCAAUUGCAGUGAAAUCCAACGGCGAGAAGUUUACCAAACUUGCAAAGUUUGCGCCAACCUUGGUGAGUACCCCAAUCGAUCGCAUUGAGGAAUUCAGGACGGAACUUCGACCUGACCCGAGGUCACGUGUGUCCGUCUUAACCACCCUAGACUGCGCAGAGGCCUACAAGAUCAUAGCCAGGGCGGAUAGUGACCUGAAUGCUUGCAUAGAGUACCUAAAGGCAAACAAUGCUGUCCCAAACACUCACCAUCCCACUAAUUCUGCCUCAAAAGGAAAAAGGCCCUUCCAGGAAUCUAGUAAUUCACAUUUCUCUAAAAAGGGAAAAUCUGUGCAAACUCAAUCAAUGGCAUCCGUUGAUAGAUUCAGGAAGCGAAAGUAUCCUGCUUGCGAACACUGUGGAAGGAACCACCCUGGAGAGUGUUGGUUGAAACAAGGGUUGUGCCUUGGCUGUGGAAAACUAAGACAUUUCAAAAAGGAGUGCCCUACAAACCCUGGAGAACCAUUUCCAUCUGCUCCUAGUCUGCAUCAGCACGACCCGCACCAAGUCAACGCUCAACAGCGGGGUCUAAGCCAGCCAAGAAUCAGAACCAACAACAAGGACGAGCUCCUGCUCAUACAUAUGCAAUGAAGGCACGAACUGAGGAAAACCCUGACAUCAUUCAGGGUAUGUUUUCCUUAUUUGAUACUUUCAUGCAUGUAUUGAUAGACCCUGGAUCAACAUUGUCUUAUAUCUGUGUACAUAUGCCUGAAAAAGCUGACAUAAUGAAAGAACAAUUGGAAC
Messenger RNA from Cuscuta campestris, 1422 nucleotides. The record is from the annotation of a GenBank genome assembly. Lineage: Eukaryota; Viridiplantae; Streptophyta; Magnoliopsida; Solanales; Convolvulaceae.